This is a messenger RNA of Sciurus carolinensis (gray squirrel), 6401 nucleotides long. It is a transcript of the gene Jcad, whose product is annotated as junctional cadherin 5 associated. Gene Ontology annotation, cellular component: adherens junction; ruffle membrane. The transcript is spliced from 4 exons. NCBI's taxonomy places the organism in Eukaryota, Metazoa, Chordata, Mammalia, Rodentia, Sciuridae. The record is from RefSeq and is a predicted model, not a curated record. Bases 160 to 4212 code for a protein of 1350 amino acids. Gene Ontology annotation, biological process: positive regulation of blood vessel endothelial cell proliferation involved in sprouting angiogenesis.
UGCUCGGCCGCGGCGGCUGCUGGCGGGGCGGGUCGCGCUGGUGCCCGGCCAGCCGGAGCUGCUGCGGCGGCGGCGCGGGCCGGCAUGAGGGAGCCGCUCGCAAUGGGUCGGGCCACCAUCAUGGUUCCAGCGGUUGAACUUUGAUGAAGCCAGUGCAUCAUGUACAGCGUAGAAGAUCUUCUGAUUUCUCAUGGAUACAAACCGUCAAGAGAACCAUGUGAGGAUAACCCUGAGGGUCGCCAGAGAACGAGAACAAGGAGCAGAACUGCCCGCGGCCUGCUGAAUGGGUAUGAGGAUGGCCCUGUAGCCUUUGAACACAGUAAAUCAUCCCUGGGGACAGGACGAGUGAGUGACUCUGAAAGCCGCCGUGGCACACCGAGAGGCCACGGGGAGCGCCAAAGUACUUCUGCUUCUAGAGCUGCUGAGGCUGGGUUUUAUAAUCGACCCACCUUAGCAUGGUCCUCUCAACCCCAGAUCGGUAACAACCAGGCCUAUUGGAGAAGAGGAGGACAGGAGGUCAGUAGCUUGCUAGGUCCAAGGGACCAGCAAGACCUGGAGGUCAGAGGAAUGGCCCAAGCGCACAGUAUGCCCAUCCAUGUGAGGGAGGGUUCAUGGGAAGUCGGAGGAAGGACAGAGGACGUGAUGAAGAAGGCAGUUUGGGAAGAAGAGUUGAGGAUGUCGGGUCCUGCCAAGUGGCAGAACGUAAGCCUGGAAAGCUGGAACCAGCCAAGGAAAUUAGGGAAGCAGAUGUCUGAUGGUGAUGGGGAGAAAUUGUUUCAAGAACUGUACCCAUUCAUUCAAGGUGAACAUGCGUUGACUCCUCAGAACAAAAAGAAGUCCAGGUCACUGCCUCGUGGUCUUUCCCCUGAAAGCCUGAGCUGCAUGGAAAUUCCCGUUCCAUUAAAUGAUGGGCAUUUACCAGAUAUCCCUACAACAUCACUGUAUCCUCCAAACUGUACACCACAUUUGGAAUCCACAAGGAACCCUGAGAAGGGUGGCUCCAAGGCCCCUUUCCCCCGACCUAAGUUUGGGAGACCCCUCAAGCCUCCAUCAUACGGCUCACACCAACAGACCCGAGGAGAGAACAGUGUCUUUCAGGGCAGCCAGCAAACUGACCCCCACAGUUCCUACUCAACCAAAACCAGUGACUCCAGGCAUGAGCUCAGCGGGUCAGACUCUGGCUUGGAGCCUCCAGUUUAUGUGCCUCCGCCUUCAUACAGGUCACCCCCCCAGCACAUCCCAAACCCCUACCUGGAAGAUACAGCACCCAAACACGUGAGUGGUGGACAUAGUCAACAGCAGCAUCUGACUGAAAAGCCUGGGGUCGGUAGUUGUCCACGUCCUUCUGGUGUCCUCGCAACAGGGAAUGAGUAUGGCAUGAGCCCAGGCUCUCCUCGAGGGUUCCCUCAAUACCCCAGUCCUAUCACUGCCUACGAAGGCUCUGUUCAGUACAUCCCCUUUGAUGAUCCACGAAUACGACAUCUUAAGCUAGCUCAUCCCAUGGGCUUCUGUGAAGAAAUGAAGCUUGAUGACAGGACAUAUAACUCUGCUCCCAUUACUGCCCAAGAGCCAGCUCACAGGAAAACGCAGUGUGAUGGUGCCCUCCUGAAUGCACAGGGUCCAACGCCUCUGUCGGAGAAUGAGAGGAGCCUGGCCUUUGCCGAUCCCAGCCCUCGGUGGCUGCGGGGCCAGCACCCUGCAGGUGGAGGAGAUGGAAGCUUCCCUGACCAAAGAGUGCACAGUGUUAUGAGAGAACAGUGGACUGGCGUAAGGGGUAGCCAGCAUGGACCUGAGGAAGGCCAGGUUUCCUCCCCAGAUCCACAGGGCGAAAGUACCUGGGAAAUCCAAACUGAGCUCAGAAAGUUUGAAACUGGGAUUCAGACCAAGAAAACUUCAAAGAAAAAAACGAAUGAGACCAUAUUUUGUUUGGUUUCCAUCCCAGUUAAAUCAGAAUCACAUCUGCCAGAUAUAGAUACGAACAACAAUGACUUAAAACAGAGUGCUGAUAAAAAGCACAGGGUUGAUAAGAGCGCAGCUCUGCAGGAACAAAGUCUGCUGAGCACGUCUUCCACUGACCUGGAGCUGCAAGCUCUCACAGGAAGCAUGGCCGGGAGAACAGAGUUCACAAAACAAGAUCUGGGGGACCCAGAAGAAGACAAACAAACAAAUGACCUCAGAUUCAUCCACCUUGCAAAACACAGAGAGUUCAAGUAUUCUGGCUCAUGGCCAGGGCAUCAGUACAGAGAUCAGCAAACUCAAACCAGUUUCUCUGAAGAACCCCAAAGAUCCCAGCUCCUUCCUGAUGAAAACCUGGGAGGGACCAGCAACAUAGCAUCAGCCCCAAAAUCCUUAGACCCCCCUGCUUCCAAAUCUCACAUGAACACACCAUUUGUGUCUGGUGUCCAAAAACAGAAGCCAGAUGCUCAUGACCUAAAAGGUCAAAUGCCCCUCAGCCCAUCCAGUAACAGUGCUUUCUCAAGGACUUCCUCAUCCGUAAAUCAGGCACCUGUGCCAAAAGCUGGCCAGAGUCAGCCCUGUUUGGUUGACCACGGACAUGGAGCCCACCCUGUGCCUAAACCCGAGGUGGUGAAGGGGGAACCGACAGCAGGCCCCUGCAACAGUAGACAGCCAUUUGGUCAGUUUCUCUUGAAACCAGUUAGUCGACGACCCUGGGAUCUAAUAAGUCAGUUAGAAAGUUUCAACAAGGAGCUUCAAGAAGAGGAAGAAAGCCGCAACAGCAGCAGUGAGGAAGGCGAGACUGAACAGCAGCAGGAGGACUGUGCUGACUCCAGACCCAGGAACCAGGGCUUCUAUGAAAACAGCCAGCAGCACCCAAGAGUGUUGGUGCCAGAGGAUCCAGGGUUUCAGCUGGGAAGAGUGAAAAGUAGACUUGAGAACUGGAGUGAGGAGCCAAAGCCUGGGCACCCCUGUGCCCAUCCUCAAUUCCCAGGCUCCUUGCAGGUAGAAGACAGUAGACUUGACCCUUAUCACUUGGCAGAUGGAAGCCUGAUUACAAAAAAGCAAAGCCACGAGGUUGUGAAUGGAAUAAAUGAGCUACCAGUCAGCCCAGGUCCUGUGAAAAGAAUGAUGUCUUCAAGACCAAGUGACUCAAAACUAGCACCUCUGUCCUAUCUGGCUGAACCGAAAGAGCCACCAGAAAGUCUGAAACUCACCAAUGCUCUAAGUUCUGUGCAACUGAACAAAGGGGUCCCUCCGAAGAAUGAUGGUGAAGAGAAGGGCACAGUCAUUCCACUGUCCCUUUCUGUCAAAAACCGAGGCCUCUCAGCACCAGACUUACGGUCUGUGGGGCUCACAAUGGGGCAAGAGCAGAGUGUCAGUAAGUUGGAUAGAUCUUUGGGCAAAGAAAGAGCAAUAGAAAUCCCCCAAGAUGAGUCCCUGCAAGCAAGGGCAGAAAGGAUUCUGGGCAUUGAGGUGGCUGUGGAGUCCCUCCUGCCAGGCACCAGAGCAGGACACAGGCAGCCACCCAAGCCUGAUGCAAGUGCCUGCAGCCCAGAGUCCCCCAGGGAAAAGUCACUACCCAGCUCAGUGCCAUCAGAUGCACCCCUGGUGACCGCUGAUGCCUUCUAUGGCAGGAGAAAGUGUGGCUGGACUGAAAGCCCCCUCUUUGUAGGGGAAAGAGCUCCCCAGACUUCUGAGCUCUUGAACGUGGACAGGGUCCUCACCAGCCAACCCACCUGCCCUGAACCUCAACCCAACCACUUGGAGUCCAAGUUCUUUGAGCCAAAGGAUGUGGAGGCAAAACCACCCUUCAGGUCCACUUUGUUUCAUUUUAUAGAAAGGACCCCAAAUGUGGCAGCCUCAGAAAAGAGGCUCAGAAGCCCUUCCAAAGCAAUUGAAAGUUUACAAGAGAAACUGGCGUCCCCCCAGAGGAGGGCAGACCCUGACCGCUUGAUGAGAAUGAAAGAGGUGAGUUCCGUGUCUCGGAUGAGGUGCCUGAGCUUCAGGAGCACAGACUCCACAGAGGAGGCCGAGGAACUGAAGGUCCCAAGGAACCAGGCCUGGCAGCCAGGAGGCCCUGUGUCCCUGAGCAGUGGGGACCAAGCAUGGAGAGUGGGGCACCUGUCCUCCGCCUCCAAGGACGUCAUCUCUCAGGAAGAAAAUGGGCAUUUGGCAGCUCAGAGGGAGAAGAACAUGGAUCAAGGCUUCUGGUGCCCAGAUUCAUAUGACCCUAGCAGAGUGGAGAGGGUGUGAAUUUCUAGUGAAGCCUGGGACCACCUUCGUCUGCUGAUUGAUAAUUCUCUGAUUUAGUCCAUCUGCCCAUCUUGCCCAAGCAGAAGCUGGCACCUGCUGGUUUUUAGUGUACUGAUUCCUCCUUCACCACUGUCAGUAGGAAAUUUGUCAUUCGUACAGAAUUGCUUGUGGAAAUAAAGCAAUAGUCUGUUGAAACCAUCUCUUUUUAUAGCAUGAAGAUCUAUUGCCUCUACGUAGAAAAGAGUUUUCACACAAAAUCUCUUUCCUGAUGAAUUUGGCCAAGCUGGUGAAUAGUUUGGUGUUAAUCUGGUUCUAUGUGAAAAUGUAGACAUGGACGAUGUAAUGAAUGAUUUUGAAAGGACCAUGAAUGUCAUUUCUCCUCUGAAUCUCCACAGCCUGUGAUCCACACUCACGAUAAGGGGUUUGGGAUACAGGCUUUUGCCCAGUGUUUGGGCACUUCCAGUAGCGGGUAAAUGUGAAUGAAUAUAUAUGAUCCAUUUCUAAUCAAUUUGGUUUUCUGCUGCUGGAAGUAACUUUACUUGUAAGUAACUUGCCAUCAGAGGAUAAAAGCAAUAUCUUUUAAGUUUCUAAAAGAUAACGUUUGUACUGUAAUAUACUAAAAGCAUUAUUUAUCUGGCAAUGAAAUACUUUGGUUGUUUGCAAACAUGCCAUGGUCUGCUUUGCACUCAGUAUUAUCUAUUUUUAUUUUCUGUAUGGAUGUUUAGAAAUUCUUUAUAUGAAAAAUAAUUGCUGGUUUAAAAUAGACCAUUUUAACAAAGUAACUAUAUUUCUUUUUACAAAAUUACUAUUUUUCUAUGAUGUAAACAGUUGUUAGGUGGCAGAUUUUUAAGGAAGUAUUAUUUUAUUUAAGAGUCUAUCCCUUUGUGUAAGAGGAACCCGGAGAGGGUCUGCUCUUGCUUUAAAGAAUAUAUCCCUGACCCAUUCUUAACUCUGCUUCUAUUUUAUUUUAGAAAAUGUCAAUAUAAACAUAUCACAGGGUUAAUAAACUUCCACUUAAUUUUUUGUGCAAAUGUAGCUAUAAGGUUAUAUUUGAAAAUAUCCCUCUGCAUCAAACCAGCCUACUUCUUUGCAGCAAUUUUUACUGCCAUAUCAAUGAAUAUUACCAAAAAACAUACUUUUAUCUUUGUGGGGCUCUGCCCUGACAACAUACCUUCCUCCUCUUCUCCUGUCUCUUUAAAGAAAUGUGUAUUUUUAUUUAGAAUGAUAAUGAAUUAGUCUCACAUAUUUUUAAAAAGUGCUUGGAGAUAUUACAAAAGUAUUAUAAGGCCUAUAUAUUCUAUUGUGUUAAUAUUGUAUUAACCUGCACAAAAUGUAUGCAUUUUUAUGCAUUUGUUCCUUCUAAGUAAGGUAUUGUUAGCUAACAUUUUCUAGAUGGGUUCAUAUUUUUUCCCUUCUUUCCCUUUUCAUGAUUUUUUGUUCUUUCUUUAUUAUUUUGUUGUUGUUAUUGUUGAGAAACCACCUCAUCUAUGUUUUAGACUUUUUUAUUCCUAAAAUGUGAACCAUUGGCUGGUCUGUCCUUUGACCCUAAAGUGAUGGACUGGGUUUUGUGGCCUGCUCGUAUUUGUACAUAUGAUUUUAUUUGAUAAGAACCUCAUGUAUUUGGACCAUAGCAGGCGAAACAGAAUCUCAGUCUAACUACACUUACCUGCAGUCUUGGUUCCCACCUAUUCCACAUCAUCAUCUCUUUCCAGAGCUUGGUGCUUAUGAGAAGGUGAAGGAGACUCCAGUUUUAACAGUAGCUAUGAGACAGGCCCAGUCUCUUCCGAGGAAAAAUCUGGUGGGGAAGAGGUCAGUCACUUCGUAAGAUUUGUGAAUCAUUCAAGUCAUCUGAUAGAACUAAAUGACGGCUGAGCCACGUGGAGGUCUCUGUACUUGCCUCAUUAAAAGUAAAUGAAAGAAGGUACAUGCACAUGUACCUACAGGCACACACCAAUGUAUGCAUAUGUACAUAGGCAUUUCAUAUACAUAAGCUCUGUUUUGACUUCUUAAAUUUCAUUGAUACCAACUCAAAACUUCUUUUAACAAAAAUAAUUAAAAUUUUAGCUCAUACCUCAAGAGAAAAGGGAAGGAUCCUCAAGGAAAGAAAAAAAAAAGUCUUGCCUUAUAUAUGUCUCAGUGCUCUUCUGUUUUUGUUUUAUUCUAAAUUGCUGUAUCAUAUUUUUCUGGAA